Molecule: messenger RNA, 2331 nt
Organism: Penicillium taxi
Lineage: Eukaryota; Fungi; Ascomycota; Eurotiomycetes; Eurotiales; Aspergillaceae
Product: putative histone-lysine N-methyltransferase (Ash1)
Exons: 4
Coding region: 1-2331 (776 amino acids)
Biological process (GO): regulation of DNA-templated transcription
Cellular component (GO): nucleus; chromatin
Molecular function (GO): histone H3K36 methyltransferase activity; protein binding
Source: RefSeq, a predicted model, not a curated record
AUGGCGCGCCGAACAACCCGCCUCUCCGCGGCCGCGUCUCCCGUCCUCGCUGAUGUCCCUGUACACGUUAACCCCGACGACACUAUGAGCCUAGACGUUCCUGAACAGCUUCUGACUCCCGAGAUGAGUCGCUCUGAAACUUCAAGCAAUUAUGAAAACGUGUCAACCGAAGAUAAGCCCGCUGCUCGACGUAGAUCAACGCGAGUGAAACGCGCAUCGCUGCGAUCGGCUGAGUUCCUCGAGGAUACUCCAGUCAAUGAUGAUCAGACCACAGCCUCUUCAAGUCAGGCGUAUGUUGACGACCUUGUUAAAUCUAAGCGGUCUCGCUCGAAACUCCGGCAUAGUAUUGCUGUGAUGGAAUCAACGUUAUUGAAUGGCUCGGAUGCUGGUGAUCUCUCAAUGGCCCCCGCCACGCCUAUCUCGAAGUCUUCCCAGGAACCAGAUCUGAACACUUUGCCUGAUCAGCAGGAUGAGGAUAGUUCUAUCAUGAAGGGUAAAAAGCCGCAACCCAAAGCAACGUCAAAAAGCCGUUCUAAGCCAUCUGUCCGACGUUCAACUCGCCUGAGUAUUGUUGGUACGGCAUCAAAUAUUUUAGAUCGAGCCAGCAGUUCUUUAGGCAAACGAUCGCGAGAAGGUAAAGAGAUCGGUCGACGUGCCAGUCUUAGACCUAGAAAUGUUGCGCCGAAAGAAGAGCCAGCUAUUUCGUCAUUGGAGCCUACAUCCAAGAAACGUCGGCUUUCUGAAAGUGACUUAUCGAAACUACAAUCUGAAGAGCCCUCAUCUUCUAAGGAACAAGCUUCUCCACUGAAAUUGAAGCCAAAGAAGAUAUGGUUGGCUCAUGGACUAUAUUCCGGUCAAGAGCCUACUGACAAGCGCCCCAAGCAACGCAACAGCAAAAAUUCAGCAAAAACCAACACAGGUCCUUCGAACCGACGUCUUCUUCCCAUGCCCAUAUUCGCUGGAUCUCGUCUUAUCGCCAUAGGCAAAAAUUAUGAGCUACCAUUCGAUAUUUUCUCUCCACUUCCACCAGGACAACCUAAGCCAAAUGAAUGGCGCAAGACAAACAAAAAUGUCUUCGUGGGAGAUGCUGCCAGUGAAUGGAGAUCAAACAAGAAGCUAGAGUUGUCGACUUGCAUGUGCGAGGAAGAAACCGGCUGUGAUGAGAAUUGUCAGAAUCGCUACAUGUUCUACGAGUGCGACAAUAGCAACUGCCGACUGGGUAUAGAGUGCGGCAAUCGCAAUUUUAACGAGCUGAAAGCGCGCACAAAGGCUGGCGGCAAGUACAAUAUCGGUGUUGAGGUCAUCAAAACUUCAGAUCGCGGCUAUGGAGUACGUAGCAACCGCAGCUUUGAUGCCAAUCAGAUUAUUGUGGAGUACACUGGAGAGAUCCUCACGCAGUUUGAGUGUGAGAAGCGAAUGCGCACAGCGUAUAAAAACAACGAGUGCUAUUACUUGAUGUACUUUGAUCAAAACAUGAUUAUCGAUGCUACGCGAGGAUCGAUUGCUCGCUUUAUCAACCAUUCAUGUGAGCCCAAUUGUCGAAUGGAGAAAUGGACUGUUGCAGGAAAGCCGCGCAUGGCUCUUUUUGCCGGAGACAGGGGAAUCAUGACUGGUGAAGAGCUGAGCUAUGAUUACAACUUUAACCCCUACUCCAACAAGAGUGUGCAGGAGUGUCGCUGUGGUGCGGAGAACUGCCGCGGAUUCCUUGGUCCCCGGCCCAAGGAAAAGGAACAACGAGUCAAGGCAGAAGCUAUCAAGGUGGACGCUGUCAACAACGCAAAGAAAGCUAGCGGCGUGAAGCGCAAGCGUGCUGGAGAAACUACUGCCUCGACUCCGGAUAAGAAACGCAAGUUGCUCACAACAAAAUCUAUCAAGGCUGGUGUUGAGAAGGCUGUCGUCAAGGCCACCACUGCACGCGGAAAGGCACUGUCUAGAAAGGUAGCCGCGACUUCAAAAGUCAAAGUUGUUACCAAGAAGACAGUCAAACUGCCAGCAGUUAAGGCCGCCGGCAGAGUUAAAGCUGCUGUACAGCGGAAGACAAGCAUGGUCAAGGCUACUAAGGCAGUUCCAGUCUCUCCGAGUAAGAAAACAUCUCGGCUCAAGCGCCCAUCAGCUGAGACCAGGCGAAAAAUUCUCGCUGCUGCGAAGGGCUCGACACGCAAGGCCUCAACUCCGAAAUCAGCCGCAAAAAACUCCCCCGCAAAGGCUGGAAAGUCUCAGGUCAAGAACAAUACUGCUUCAAAGAGCCUUUCCAAGGCUAAGGAUUUGGGCAAAAGCCUGAAAAAUGCGGCUGGCAAGGUUGCGCGGACGGUGCGAGUUACCCAGAAAUAG